Dunckerocampus dactyliophorus (ringed pipefish) is the source of this 5476-nucleotide messenger RNA. Its product is annotated as myogenesis-regulating glycosidase-like. The record is from RefSeq and is a predicted model, not a curated record. Gene Ontology annotation, biological process: skeletal muscle fiber development; carbohydrate metabolic process. The coding region runs from base 267 to 2348 and encodes 693 amino acids. Lineage: Eukaryota; Metazoa; Chordata; Actinopteri; Syngnathiformes; Syngnathidae. The transcript has 6 exons. Gene Ontology annotation, molecular function: hydrolase activity, hydrolyzing O-glycosyl compounds.
CGGCCAACCCCGCGCAGGGCACACUACGGAAGUGGAUAGCGACCGGCAGUCCUCCUCAAUAUAGUGUCCCUGCUGCAGAGGUUGCACUUGCGCAGCUCUUGUCGGGUAUGUACUUGAAAUAAAGACACUCUAUGGACAGGUUGGAUGAAUCACAAAUGGAGUCAUUACUAAAGUCAAGAAGGUAGAUCAUCCAUUCACCCAUCCAUUUCCACGGCGAGGACUCCACACGUCACCAUCACAGCCGUCUUGCCUAAACACAGUCCAGUAUGUAUCAGAUUGUACCAGUAGCCCCCAGAGACCAGCAUCUGUCCGAGGGGGCUGAGAACUCCCCGCUCAAAAAGCGAGCGACCGAGGAAGCGCGGCCCCUGGUUGUUGCAAGCGUUCUGGGCUGCGUGCUGGUUCUGGCUGCAGUGGUGGCCUGGUGCUACUACACGGCAUCUCUCCGCAAAGCCCAGCUCAUGAAGACUGAACUGCUGGACCUCAACAAGGAUGGCUUUGUCAUCCGGAACCAGGCGGGGGCUAUAAUAUUCGCCAUGACCUUCAGGUCCGCCACACUGGAUUUAGACUCCUGCACCCAUGAAGGAAGUAUUCUGAACUGCACUCAGUCAGAUACCGGCAAGAUCAACUUUUUUAUCCACGCGAUUCGACCAAAGGACACUGUCAUGUGUUACCGCGUCCGCUGGGAGUCUUUGGAAGACGAGCACACAGUGGAGCAUGCCAUGGCUUGCAAUGGCUCGCAUUGGUACGGAGGGGCCGAGUCCGCCACUCAGCACUGGCCUAUCAGCAUCCAGGGCGAGCAGCAGCCACAGCCUUUCAUCACCAGCGAUAUCUACAUUGAUCGUAACGCUUUCGGGGGGAUUCUGGAACGCUACUGGCUCUCGUCCAACGCGGUCGCGAUCAAGAUAAAUGACUCGGUGCCGUUUCAUUUGGGCUGGUCAGAGAAGGACAGGAUGCUUCACUUCCAGGCCCGCUACCAGGAUUCUCCUUUUAAACCACCGGAGGGCCAGCAGGCCAUAGCAGAACUCAGCUACAGAGUGUGUGUGGGAUCUGAUGUCACCUCCAUUCAUAAAUACAUGGUGCGUCGCUAUUUCCCAAAGCCUGCCAAGGUGCCUUCUGCUGAAGUGUUCAAACACCCAGUGUGGUCCACUUGGGCUCUGUAUAAGACGUCUGUCACCCAGGAGAGGCUACUCCAGUACGCCUCUAACAUCACCAAACAUGGCUUCAACUGCUCCCACCUGGAGCUGGAUGACUGUUAUACCGCCGAUUAUGGUGCAUUUGACUUUGACCCGCAGAAAUUCCCCAACGCCAGCGGCAUGUUUGACCAGCUCAGACGGGACGGCUUUCAAGUGACGCUCUGGACUCACCCGUUCAUUAACUACAACUCUGUCAACUUUGGCGUCGCCAUUGAGAACGGGCUCUUUGUGCGCGAGCCAGGUGGCGAGCUGCCCGCUCUCGUUCGCUGGUGGAACGGCAUUGCUGGAAUCUUGGACUUCACCAACCCAGGUGCCCGGAAGUGGUAUUCAUCCCACUUGGCUGAGCUCAAAGCCCAGUAUGGGGUCACUUCUUUUAAGUUUGAUGCAGGGGAGACAAGCUAUCUCCCCCAACAGUUUAGCACUUUAAUCCCACUGAUGGACCCCUCCACUUUCACCCGGCGCUACACAGAGAUGGCCAUACCGUUUAGCGAGCGUGCCGAGCUAAGGGUGGGCUACCAGAGUCAGAACAUCUCCUGUUUCUACAGGAUCAUUGACAGAGACUCUGUGUGGGGUUACGAGCUCGGCCUCAAGUCCAUCAUCCCCACAGUUCUCACCAUCAGCAUCUUGGGGUACCAGUUUGUCCUGCCUGAUAUGAUAGGUGGGAAUGCAUACCCAGAGCACGGGACAGGUGGUUUAAACGACAGGGAUAAGCUGCCAGACAGGGAGCUGUACAUCAGAUGGUUGGAGCUGUCUGCCUUCAUGCCUGCUAUGCAGUUUUCUAUACCACCGUGGUACUAUGACAAUGAAGUGGUGGAGAUAGCACAAAGGUUCACAAAACUCCAUGAGACUCUUGUGGCCCCGAGAGUUCUGGAGCUGGCCAGUGAGGUCCUCAAGACGGGAGAUCCCAUAAUAAGGCCCCUGUGGUGGAUCGCCAAUGAGGACGAAGCGGCUUACAAGAUCGACUCCCAGUUCCUGAUUGGGGACGAUCUGAUGGUGGCGCCGGUGCUGGAGCCAGGGAAGCAGGAGAGGGACAUCUAUUUGCCUGCGGGAAGGUGGAGGAGCUACAAGGGGGAACAUUUUGUCAAGGGCCCCAUGUACCUCACCGACUACCCUGUGGACCUGGAUGAGAUAGCCUAUUUCAUAUGGGUUCACUGAACACGUCCAAGCAUUAAGCUGAGCCCCUCCCACUUGUCAAGAAUCACACGCAUGCCAAAUCACUGAAGCAGUUUUAUUUAAAGGGAACGUGACCGCUGGGGGUCUGCUGCUGCCUGCUGUCUGUCCUUAGCAGUCUGAGACUUCCCUCCCUUCCAUGCCCAUUUCCUGCUCACCAAUGUGUCUUUAUCAUCAGCGUAGGGCUGAAUGUAAAGAGUUGGUAUGUCAGCGUCUAUUCUCAAUCUUCCAGGUCAUGGUCUUCCAUGUCGCUUGCUUGCCUGGCAGCAAAACAACUUGUUGAUUGCCACCCCUCCCAUGUAAUGAGACAAUCUUUGGAGGAGAGACGUCAGGAGGCUACAGGUGAUGGUGCAAACCACCUGCUGUGUGUCGGGAGGGCCUUUCUAGUUUGGCAUAGAUGACUUAUUUCACACCUCUCAAACCAGCAGUUGUCCCUAUCUAAUUUUGGACAUUGUCCUCAAAGGAGAAUCCAGCUAUGCUCUAUAAGACUAUUUCCCCAGCUAGUGUGAGGCUUUGACUUCGAGAGGUCCGUUACCUGCAGGUUUCGAUGUUAACCCGUGUGCCAUCAACAGACCUGAACUAGUGGCAGGGCUUAGGUCCUCUUAAAGUAGUCCAGUGUUUUUCUUUUCACGUCUUCCAUGUACACGUAGCUCUUCUAGCCAUACUGUGUAAAGAGUUCCUGCACUCGCAAGACAAGCAUGAAAUUAAUUUGUAUAAAUAUUAUACAUUGCAUUCCUGUAGUAUUGCACUUAGAAGUCCAUAGUUGGACCUCUGCUCUCUGUACAUACAGUAUGAUCUAAUCUGUGGAUAUAGUCAAUUUGUUUUGAAAAGGAUGUGCCCUGUGGCUAACUGGCCAACAUCCCAGGGUGUAGUCUGCCUUUCGCCCAACGUCAGCUGGGAUAGGCGCCAGCUAUCGGUCACCCUGAGCAGAAUAUGUAGUAGAAAAUGGUUGGAUGGUAUUUAAGAAUACAAUUUAUGCACUAAAUGACUCCAGCAUCAACAUUCCAUCACCAGCGGUGCCAUUCCUUACUUUCUGAAGUUAGUAAUUCAUUGGGUGGAUUUAAAAGGUCAGUACAGCACAGGAGAGGAAACUCAGUCCAUGCCAUCUGUGUCUUUCUUGCCACUUUAUUAGCCUUCUGUGCGAAGCUGAAGAAUGUUAAGCCGGUGUUCGAUAAAAGAGACAAGACUGUCACCUUAUGGUUCAAAUGUUCAAGUAAAUGCACACGCCCAAAUGCCUUUGCAGUUUAAAAGUGUUUUAGUAUGCCCAACUGGGAAAACAUGCCUUUUUGUUUGUCUGUAGCUUUAACGCUAGUGAGCUGUGUUUAUCCAUGCCUGUCUGACAGUGUGGUCCCAAAAGCGCCAUCGUGCACUUUAUUCUCACAUGUACCUGUAACUCUGCACUUGUCCCACAUAGCCUACUAGGCGCUAAUUUCACAUGCAUCAAUGUAACAUUCAAGAGUAGGACAGGAGAACACACACGUUAGUUACACUAGCAUAGCUACUCACAUUUUAACAUUAUGCUAGGUUAGCCUAUUUGCUGAGGGAAAACAUCAGCCACUGAUAAGUUGGGAGAGUGCCGGGCUUUAUUUUAAGAUGUGCAGUGAAGCCUGCCCCUUUUUUUUUUAUUUUUUAUAAAGCCGUCUGUGGCCUCUGAAGUGGUGGAUGUCAUGUCCAUGAGGAACACCCAGAACUGCAUCUGCCUAAUCCAAUCAAAUUAAGUUCUUAAAACCUCUCGAAAUGUUCUAAACUCCACGUUAGUGUCAAAUUGAGCAGGUUAAUGCAUGGCUAAGUCAACUUCCAAUUGUUGACAUGUUGGCAUUCUUUAGAUAGCAAACUAGCUGAAGCUAAACACCACCACCUCUGCUGGUCGCAGCGAAUAGUGGACUCCACUUUGCCUCAAUUGCAAAAGUACUGUAUUCAAACAUGCUGCAGUACUUGAAAUGUCUCUUACCAAAUUACAAUUACGGUUUGAAAUGUGCCAUUUAAAAAUCCUAAGUGUUUGGUGCAUUGGUGGUUUUGUUUGAAAAGGGAACAUCAAUACUUUUAUUUUUAAAAUUAUUAAUCAAGCCUUAAAUGCUGUAUAAUACUCAUAGAAAUAAAAAUAUUUUCACUAUUGUGACUUUUUUUUUGCAAGGCUCAAACAAGCACUUAAAGAAGUAAGAAGAUGACACGCUAGAAGUCUCAUCAAUCUAUGUACACAUUUAAAAAUGAUCAAACAGUUGUAUUAAAGGACACCAUGACAACAAGGACUUUACUCAUGAUUUACUAAUUUGUUCAUUAUGUGGCGUUUUAGUGACUUCAUUUUUUCAACAAAUUCUUUUUUUAAAUAUUGCCUGUAGGGCCUUAACAACUGCAGAGCGCUUGUGUCAUAGGACAGGGGUUCUCAAAUGGUCCCAACCUGGGACCCACACUUUCCAAUGGUCAUUAAGUCAUGACCCACUUUUAAGUCUUUUAUUUGUAUUUUAACACUUUUAUUUAAGUCAUUUUUAUUUUUGUCUAAAUUAUUUUUUUUACACUAAGUCAUUUUUAUUUGUAUUAUUUGUAUCUGUGUAAUGUACAGUACAGGCCAACAGUUUACAGUGACUAUUUCCAUCGUAGAUUCUCCAAACUAUGAAUUCAUUCUUGACUAUUUACAUUGUAGAUUCUCAAAACUAUGAACGAACAUGUGGAAUUAUGUACUUAAUAAAAAGUAUGAAGUUAAGUAUGAAGUAACUCAAUGUGUCUUAUAUCUUAGACAUACUGUAUGUCUUGUUUUUGCGCUGCAAACCCUUGUUGUUCUCUCAGUGAGCUUCAUGAGGUAGUCACCUGAAAUGGGUUUCACUUCACAGGCGUGCCUUGUCAGGGUUACUUUGUAAAUUUUCUUGCCUUAUUAAUUUGGGUUGUUGUGUGUGUCUAAACUUUUGGCCUGUACAGUAUAUAUAUGGAGGAAGAUGAAAUAUUGCUCAAUUGUAUUUCAAAAUAAGUCAGACAUCAGUUGUAUAUUGCAUAUUUUCAUGACAUUUUUCCCUGCUGUCGACCCAUCCAGAAUCAAUCUGACCCACCAUUUGAGAACCACUGAUAUCGGGGAUCUUUGACUAGCUUUUUUGCAGUCGGUCAUGAAAAACUGUCAUAGA